This is a messenger RNA of Penicillium verrucosum, 393 nucleotides long. RefSeq lists its product as uncharacterized. The coding region runs from base 1 to 393 and encodes 130 amino acids. The transcript has a single exon. The record is from RefSeq and is a predicted model, not a curated record. NCBI's taxonomy places the organism in Eukaryota, Fungi, Ascomycota, Eurotiomycetes, Eurotiales, Aspergillaceae.
AUGAGGGUUUUCAGCGUUACUUGGACUUAUGAUGGUAUCGUGGAGAUCGUUCAGCUGAUGUGUAUGGGCUUCGCCGGAAGGACUCUCGCCCGUCAGCAUGCGCUCGAUCGCCAUCAGAUGAUUCGAGAAGCAGAGAUAUCACUGCGAAAGAUUCAUAGUCUCGGUGUGCUUCAUAGCGAUCCCAUACCGGGGAAUAUGACCUGGAACGAGCAAGCCAGCUGUGUGAUGUUUAUCGACUUUGAGCGCUCGACGCUACAACCUCAACGCCAAAUGCCACUGGGUCUCACUUGCAAUGAAAAUCACAAACGGGAGGCUGGACCCUUGGAGAAGAGGCCGGACAAUCGUCUGGACUGUUUUGAGAGGGAGAAAAGGCGCAUGAUUAGUGAGCUAUGA